UUGUAUCUUCGAUCCCAGAAAACCAAUUCUUCGUUCAGGCGAUUUACCUACAAACAGAGAGAGAGAGAUGGAUAAAGCCAUCGAGAGACAGAAAGUUCUGCUCAACCAUCUUCGCCCUUCUUCUUCAUCUCAGAGCAGUGAAUCUGCUCUCUCCGCUUCUAUCUGCUUGGCCGGAGAUAGCGCAGCAUAUCAAAGGAAUGCUGCAUUUGGGGAUGAUAUUGUGAUUGUGGCUGCAUACAGGACUCCAUUAUGCAAGGCCAAGAAGGGUGGUUUCAAGGAUACCCCUGUUGAUGAUUUACUAGCAGUUGUUCUUAGGGCACUGAUAGAGAAAACAAAUUUGAACCCAAGUGAAGUUGGAGACAUCAUUGUUGGCACUGUGUUGGCACCAGGCUCCCUCAGAGCAAUUGAAUGCAGGAUGGCAGCUUACUAUGCUGGCUUCCCUGAUUCUGUUCCUAUCAGGACCGUGAAUAGGCAGUGUUCAUCUGGGCUUCAGGCGAUUGCUGAUGUUGCUGCCGCCAUAAAAUCUGGGUUCUAUGAUAUUGGAAUUGGAGCUGGAGUGGAGUCCAUGACAACAAAUUCAACAGCUUGGGAAGGUGCAGUUAAUCCAAGGGUGGAGUUGGUUGCAAGGGCCCGCGAUUGUCUUCUUCCCAUGGGUAUUACCUCUGAAAUUGUUGCAGAACGUUAUGGUGUAACACGGCAGGAGCAAGACCAAGCAGCUGUUGAAUCUCAUAGGAAAGCUGCUGCUGCAACUGCUGCUGGUAAAUUCAAAGAUGAAAUCAUUCCAGUGGCCACCAAGAUUGUGGAUCCUAAAACGGGGGAGGAGAAACCUGUUACGAUUUCUGUUGAUGAUGGAAUUCGACCAGACACAUCCCUAGCAGUACUGGCAAAACUCAAGCCUGCAUUUAAGAAGGAUGGUUCCACCACUGCUGGCACUGCUAGCCAGGUGACUGAUGGCGCUGGAGCAGUCCUCCUCAUGAAGAGAAGUCUAGCCAUGCAGAAAGGGCUUCCCAUUCUUGGUGUAUUCAGGAGUUUUUCUGCUGUUGGAGUGGAACCAUCGGUCAUGGGCAUUGGUCCAGCUGUUGCAAUUCCAGCUGCAGUAAAGUCUGCUGGUCUUGAACUUGAUGAUAUUGAUCUUUAUGAGAUAAAUGAGGCAUUUGCCUCUCAGUAUGUAUACAGUUGUAAGAAACUGGAACUUGAUCCAGAGAAAGUUAAUGUUAAUGGAGGUGCAAUGGCUAUUGGGCAUCCUUUGGGUGCAACAGGUGCACGUUGUGUGGGUACCCUCUUGCAUGAGAUGAAACGUCGUGGCAAAGACUGCCGUUUUGGAGUAGUGUCUAUGUGCAUUGGCACGGGAAUGGGGGCUGCAGCAGUCUUUGAAAGAGGAGACGGUGUUGAUGGCAUCUCCAAUGUUCGAAAGGUUGAGACUCAAAAUUUCCUGUCCAGAGAUGCUCGAUAGAUUUUGGUUCAUUGAGAAUUGUUUGGGUGUAUUGGAAAUGCUAAUAGAGCAAUGUAAUAAGGGGGCAUUAAUUAGGACCAAUUUUUAAGAUUUAUGGAAUUAUAAUGUAUCUUGAUACUAGAUCAAAUGUUAUUCAAGUGAAGAGUGAAAGGCCUUUUUCAUUUUUU
Messenger RNA from Telopea speciosissima, 1620 nucleotides. Its product is annotated as 3-ketoacyl-CoA thiolase 2, peroxisomal-like. Lineage: Eukaryota; Viridiplantae; Streptophyta; Magnoliopsida; Proteales; Proteaceae. The transcript is spliced from 15 exons. Gene Ontology annotation, molecular function: acetyl-CoA C-acyltransferase activity. The record is from RefSeq and is a predicted model, not a curated record. Gene Ontology annotation, biological process: fatty acid beta-oxidation; phenylacetate catabolic process. Bases 68 to 1453 code for a protein of 461 amino acids. Gene Ontology annotation, cellular component: peroxisome.